AUGUUUUCCCGCUCAGUAUGGAGAUCCCUUCGGUCGAGUACGACCAGGAGAGUGGGAGCCUCGGAAACUCCUUAUCGCUGUUUUUCCUGCACGCGACGGGCCCAGACUGAGUCGUCCAAAUCCACCGAGGACCGCAUGACCCAUUUUGGCUAUCGCAAUGUCCCUGAAGAGCAAAAGGAGUCCCUCGUGGGCGCUGUCUUUAGCUCGGUGGCCUCGUCCUACGAUACGAUGAACGAUCUCAUGUCCUUGGGUAUCCACCGCCUGUGGAAGGACCACUUUGUACGCUCCCUCAAUCCUGGCUCCGCACUCCCAUCCCGCGAAAGCGAUACUACGGGGCGAGGCUGGAACAUCCUCGACAUCGCCGGCGGGACGGGCGACAUCGCGUUUCGCAUGCUGGACCACGCGACCAACAUCAACAAUGACCUGGAAACCCGGGUGACCAUUUCUGAUAUCAACCCUGACAUGCUCGCCGAAGGCAAGAAGCGAAGCAUCCAGACGCCGUAUUACAACACGCCCCGCCUGUCAUUCAUGGAGGCCAACGCGCAGCACAUGCCCGCGAUCCCGGAUAACUCGGUCGACCUCUACACGGUCGUCUUUGGAAUCCGCAACUUCACGGAUAAGCAGGCGGCGCUGGAAGAGGCCUUCCGCGUGUUGAAGCCGGGUGGUGUGUUCGCGUGCAUGGAGUUCAGCAAAGUGGACAAUUCGCUCUUCGACGCGGUCUACAAGCAAUGGAGUUUCAGCGCCAUCCCGCUCAUCGGGCAAUUGGUGGCGGGCGACCGCGACAGCUAUCAGUAUCUGGUGGAGAGCAUCGACAAGUUCCCGAGCCAGGAGGAGUUCCGCGCCAUGAUCCACAAGGCCGGGUUCAUGAUCCCGGGACGCGGGUUCGAGAAUUUGACGGGAGGCAUUGCAGCGAUCCACAAGGGAAUCAAGCCUCUGCAGUAA
Molecule: messenger RNA, 942 nt
Organism: Aspergillus terreus NIH2624
Lineage: Eukaryota; Fungi; Ascomycota; Eurotiomycetes; Eurotiales; Aspergillaceae
Product: class I SAM-dependent methyltransferase
Exons: 2
Coding region: 1-942 (313 amino acids)
Biological process (GO): ubiquinone biosynthetic process
Molecular function (GO): methyltransferase activity
Source: RefSeq, a predicted model, not a curated record